AUGUCCACAUGUCUUGAUUCUCUAACUCUCAUUUCUAAUGGGGAGCACAUCGAAGCUUUCUUGGGCAGGUUUGAACAAGAUAGAAAUAAUAAGCACGAGGCUUCCCAUUUCUACAACUUAGUAGGCCCAAGCACAUGUAUCCAUUGGUUCUCAGUCCCUUCAGAGUGUGUUCCAUUGUUGGAACAUCUACGAACUAGGCACAAUGAUUUCAUCGGGCUAUUGACAAUCAGUUCAGUUGUCGGGAAUCCUUUAUUGAGGAUCUUGGCUGCGGUGCUUAUGGAUAUGCAAGAAACUCAGGUGAAUGCCUUAAUUGAAAAGCGGUUGUUUGAGUGGAGGGAUGCUGUGAGAGACUUACAUAAGGCUGGUUUGGAAGUUUCCUUUGUUCUCCGUCAUCUUCGAGAUGUUGCUACAUCGUGGUUUCGUAGAGAUGUGAAGAUUCGAUUGGCAUCUAUUAUGCGUCAGAUUUUUGAAUUGGAACCAGAGCUCGCGAUACUGAAGUCAAAGAUGGUCUAG
Messenger RNA from Quercus robur (English oak), 513 nucleotides. RefSeq lists its product as uncharacterized. The record is from RefSeq and is a predicted model, not a curated record. The coding region runs from base 1 to 513 and encodes 170 amino acids. The transcript has a single exon. Lineage: Eukaryota; Viridiplantae; Streptophyta; Magnoliopsida; Fagales; Fagaceae.